Orycteropus afer afer is the source of this 933-nucleotide messenger RNA. Its product is annotated as olfactory receptor 4C16-like. The record is from RefSeq and is a predicted model, not a curated record. Gene Ontology annotation, biological process: G protein-coupled receptor signaling pathway. Gene Ontology annotation, cellular component: membrane. Gene Ontology annotation, molecular function: olfactory receptor activity; G protein-coupled receptor activity. Lineage: Eukaryota; Metazoa; Chordata; Mammalia; Tubulidentata; Orycteropodidae.
AUGCUGCUGAAUAACAAUGUGACUGAGUUCAUUCUACUUGGGUUAACACAGGAUCCUGUGAAAAAGAAGAUUGUGUUUGCCAUUUUCUUGCUUUUCUACUUAGGGACCUUGUUGGGUAACAUGCUGAUUAUUGUUACCAUCAAGACCAGCCGGGUACUUGGGAGCCCAAUGUACUUCUUCCUUUUCUACUUAUCCUUCUCUGAUACCUGCUUUUCUACUUCCAUAGCUCCUAGAAUGAUUGUGGAUGCAGUUUUGAAGAAUAAUACUAUCUCUUUCAGUGAGUGCCUGAUCCAAGUCUUUUCACUCCAUUUUUUUGGCUCCCUGGAGGUCUUCAUUCUUAUCCUCAUGGCCAUUGACCGCUAUGUGGCCAUCUGUAAACCCCUGCACUACACAACCAUCAUGAGCUGGCGGGUCUGCAGUGUGAUGGUAGCUGUAGCCUGGGUGGUGUCUUGUAUGCAUUCUUCCUUUCAGAUAUUUCUGGCCUUGAGUUUACCUUUCUGUGGUCCCAAUGUGAUUGAUCAUUAUUUUUGUGACUUGCAACCUUUGUUGAAACUUGCCUGUACAGACACCUAUGUAAUCAAUCUAAUAUUUGUGUCCAACAGUGGGGCCAUUUGCACAGUGAGUUUUGUUGUGUUGAUGUUCUCCUACAUUAUCAUCUUGUAUUCUCUGAGAAACCACAGUUCAGAAGGAAGGAAGAAAGCCCUUUCCACCUGCAUCUCCCACAUCAUGGUAGUGAUUUUGUUCUUUGGUCCUUGCAUAUUUAUAUACACACGGCCUGCAACCACCUUCUCCAUGGAUAAGAUGAUAGCUGUGCUUUAUACAAUUGGAACACCUUUUAUUAACCCCCUGAUUUAUACACUGAGGAAUGCAGAGGUGAAAAAUGCCAUGAGGAAGAUAUGGAGCAAGAAACAGAUCUCAGAGGAGCAAAGAUGA